Molecule: messenger RNA, 2096 nt
Organism: Magallana angulata
Lineage: Eukaryota; Metazoa; Mollusca; Bivalvia; Ostreida; Ostreidae
Product: E3 ubiquitin-protein ligase TRIM71-like
Exons: 1
Coding region: 4-1674 (556 amino acids)
Biological process (GO): positive regulation of DNA-templated transcription
Cellular component (GO): chromatin; nucleoplasm
Molecular function (GO): ubiquitin-protein transferase activity; protein binding; zinc ion binding
Source: RefSeq, a predicted model, not a curated record
AGCAUGGCCCGCCGGCGUAGUCCCCAGUAUGUGUUACGGUGUGAUCUGUGUGAGACCCCGGUCCCCCCUACGGAGUGUAUGUACUGUGACAUUUGUGACAAAUAUCUGUGUAGCCCAUGUGUAGGGAAGCAUCUUUCAGACCUAUCCAAAGAACACAAAGUGGUGACUUUUGGAAAGCGAGGAUCAACCACAAAAUGUCAAAAACAUUCCUCAAAAAUAUGUGAACUUUUCUGUAAACAAUGUGGCACUCCUAUUUGUAUAAAGUGUGCUUCCUCUAAAGAGCACAAAGGUCAUGAAUUUAUUGACAUGGUGGCAACACUAGAAAACCAAAAAGAAAUCAUACUAAGAGAUGUACAAGAACUAGAAAAACUCAUUUCUCCUAAAUAUCAGGAGAUUGCAGCUAUCAUCCCACUUCAGAAAGCUGAUCUGAAUGAAAAUUCGAAAAAACUGACAAAAGCUAUUGAGAAACAUGGCAAAGACUUGCGCAGAGAAAUCGACACCAUUAUCAAAAAACUGAAAUCAGAUCUUGAUGAAAUGGACUCAAAAAACCUGGCUUUACUAAAUAAACAUGAAAAUGAAAUCAAGUGCACAAUUUCUGAAAUCAAACAGAGCAUUGCUGAUCUGAAGAAGUUACUUAACUCAAAUGAUGUCAGUCUCGUCUCUGCCUACAAAUCAAGAAAUGCUGAAUUCAGAAGAUUGCCUCCUAAACUUACUGUUACCUUACCAAGAUAUACACCUAAGAAGACUGAUAAAACACAGAUUUAUCAACAGUUUGGUUUUCUGUCAGCGUUAUCUACCAAAACAGAAGAACUUGGAUACAUAGUGGAUUCUCCAGAUGCAGAGUCCUCCCCCUUGGACAGACCGCUCAUUAAUGUACCACAUAUCAUAACAAAUAUAAACACUGAGUUUGGACAUUUAAAUAAGUUACACCGUGUGUCAUGUCAGAGUGAUGGAGACAUUUGGACAUGUGGUAAUGACAAUAUGAUGAGACUCUACAACCUGCAGGGCGAACUAGUGAAGUCAGUCCAAACCAAGUCAGGGAGCAGGCCAGAGGACAUUGAGGUGACAAGAACUGGGGAUCUAGUUUAUACUGAUAAAGAUGAUAGAACUGUAAACAUAAUACAGAAUACACCAAUACAGACAGUGAUCAGACUACAGGGCUGGAGACCUCUAAGUUUCUGUUGUACCUUAUCUGGUGACAUCCUGGUUGUUGUAAACAGUGAUAAUGAUGAACAAACAAAAGUUGUGCGUUACUUUGGCUCAACAGAAAAACAGAGUAUUCAAUACAAUGAUAGAAAAGAACCCCUUUUUUCAACAGGUGUCCUUAAAUACAUCUGUGAAAACAGGAACCUAGAUAUCUGUGUGUCAGACAAUAGAGCUCGUGCAGUAUUGGUAAUCAACCAGGCCGGGAAACUCCGGUUUACCUACACUGGUAAUAUCUCUAGUACUACCUUGGGAUGUCCACGUGACAUCACUACAGACAGCCAGAGUCGCAUCUUAAUAGCAGGCAGCAACAACUGCAUCCACAUUCUGGAUCAGGAUGGACAGUUCCUCCGCUACAUUGACAAUUGUCAAUUACAGACUCCAUGGGGUUUAUGUGUGGACUCCAGGGACAACCUCUUUGUGGCCGAGUUUUACUCGGGUAAAGUGAAAAAAAUCCAAUAUAACAAAUAAAAAAAUUGUUAAAACCAAUAUAUUUACUGUGGCAGUGAUUGUAAAUGUAAUAAUUAAAUGAGCCUGUGUAAUAUAAUUAUAUUCUAGUAUAACAGAUGUAAACAAACUGAGUGUAUAUUCAUAUAACUUGUGUAAACAGACGGAUUGUUUUGUGUACAUGUGAUAAGUAAAAACGAAAUGUUUUUAUUCAUUGAAUGUAUUUUAUUAAUAUAUACAUAUCUGCAGAUUAAAAUGUUGAAUUUAUAAACUUUACAAAAAUAUAAUUUGUUCAUACAUAUCUAAAAUGUAAAUUUCCGACAAAAAUAAUAAUUUUAAUAUUGAUUCGAUAAGUUCUUAUGACGUCACCGCUUUAGUAUAUAUUGCGGGUCACAGAAAUAAUAAUCUUAAUAUUGAUUCGAUAUACUUUAAUCUGCAGAGGGUUG